This is a messenger RNA of Photinus pyralis (common eastern firefly), 4758 nucleotides long. RefSeq names its product SCO-spondin-like. The transcript is spliced from 26 exons. The coding region runs from base 94 to 4686 and encodes 1530 amino acids. Gene Ontology annotation, cellular component: extracellular matrix. Lineage: Eukaryota; Metazoa; Arthropoda; Insecta; Coleoptera; Lampyridae. The record is from RefSeq and is a predicted model, not a curated record. Gene Ontology annotation, molecular function: protein binding.
AGUAUCCACCUAAAGUAUCUAUUAUAGUGACAUUAACUGGUGUAACGAGCUGAAACUUGGAAGACAACGAAUCCUUUCGAUAAAGCUACCAAAAUGCUCCUCUCCAACUGUGGAUUGGCAAUGGUUGCAACUUUUCUGCAUAUAAUAAGUGUUGCAGAAAUGAAGCACAAUAUUGGAGAGAAAAAAGGCUUCGAUUUUUUGGAUGGUUGUCUGGGACCACCGCUAGCACCACUAUUUGGCAAAUUAAAAUGUAAUCCAGCCGGCUGCCGUGCAGCUUGCAGCAAAGACUACGCAUUCCCAAACGGAGAAGAGAUGGUACACAUGGACUGCGUGAAGGGAGAGUGGAUUGUGCGACAUAACAUAUAUCCAAAAUUACCAGAUUGCAACCCCACGAAAUGCGACCCGCCUUGCCUCAACCAAGGAGUUUGCGUGGGUGCUGGAAAAUGUAAAUGCCCUAAGGGGUUUUCGGGGAAACAGUGCGAAAUUGAAGUGAAGGCUUGCGAAAAACCAGCGGACACUGAGAAGCAAACGCAUUUGUGUACUUUAACUGAUUGUCGAUCUAAGUGCACGGAAGGGUACGAACUUCCAGAUGGUUCCACUUCCUUUGAAACUGUUUGCGCAAGUGGAGCGUGGGUGCUUCUGAGUGGUAAACCAGCCCCAAGUUGUGAAGCCGCCUGCAAACCCACCUGUAAAAAUGGCGGGGUUUGUACGAGUCCGAACAAGUGCACAUGUCUCCAAGGUUAUGAAGGUGGUCAUUGCGAAAAUGCCAUUUGUGAUCCACCAUGCCAAAACAAUGGCGUUUGCACUCAACCGAAUAAAUGUAGCUGUCUCAUUGGAAUGAAAGGUCCCUGUUGUGAAUAUAACACCGCCGUUGUUUGUUCAGUCGAUGAUCUGAAGUUUAAUGGUCAGCACGAAUGCACCGUUACGGAUGACUCGAAAGAAUGCGUUUUCUCUUGCGCAAAGGGAAUGAAGCCUAGCCAACCUUUUGCUGCAUUAUACAAAUGCGGAUUUUCCAAAGGGAAAUUCCAGCCAGAAAGUGUUCCAAGUUGUGUUCCUGAAGCAGAGCCGACCGCCGAAGGUUCACUUGAUGCAUCACCGACAAAAGGGAAAUGUUAUACCUGGAGCGGAAUGCAUUACAAAACCUUUGAUGGGAAAAUCUAUGGCUUCACAUCUCCUUGUCCAUACGUUUUGGCCGAAGACGUUGUCGAUGACACCUUCAAGAUAACAAUAGAAAAUAGCAUGGGAUGUGAUUUUGCCGUUACAGAUAACUGCUCUAAAAUCAUUAAGAUCUACUAUGAGGAAAUGGAGUACGACUUAAAGCUAAUAGAUGGUACACCCGCAGUCAUCUACGGUGACAAACGAUUGGAUAUGCCAGUUGAGCUACGAGGAAUAACCAUAAUGCACCGGGGACCUUUCAUUUCAGUCAAUAUUGAUCAGCCGCUUGUAAAGAUCAAGUGGGAUGGCUAUAAUUAUGUGAAGGUUACGGUAGGACAAGAGUUGUGGAAGAAGACUGGUGGCUUGUGCGGUAAAUCAGAUGGUCGUGUUAAUAAUGAUAUGUCCACAAAGGAGGGAAAGGCAACUGACGAUGUUCUCAGUUUUAUUCAAAGCUGGCAAAUCGAUUCUAAAGAGGUAGAUAAGUGCGGUUCCCAGGCAUCUCAGGAGAACCGAUGCCUCGCUUUGAAAGAGGAUAAGCAGGAUGAAGCGAAGAAGUUCUGUCAGGAAUUAUUGGGCGAUUCCCGUUUUGAAGCCUGCAAUGGGAGGGUGGACGUGAACCAAUUUUUAUAUUCUUGCAUUUGGAGUUACUGUGCGUGUGACAAAGCUGAUCCUAAGGAGUGCACAUGCGAAACUGUGAAUAUAUACGCAAGGGAUUGCAUGGAAAAUGGCGUAACUGGCUUGGAGGGUUGGCGAACACAGUUUUGUCCAAUAAAAUGCCCUCAUGGUAAGACAUAUUCAGCAUGCGCACCGAAAGGGGCCGUAUGCGGAGAAGAAGAACAAAGCGCCAAAUGCGAGGAAGGCUGCUACUGUCCCGAGGGUAUGGUUUUGCACAAUGACAAGUGUAUUUCUCGAACGGAUUGCCCAUGCAAAUUCCGCGGGAAGGAGGUUCUCAGUGGAAUCUCCGUCAGUAAAGGGUGUAAUGUGUGCACUUGUAAAGAAGGCAAUUUUGAAUGCACUAAAAGAGAAUGCAAAGCUCGAUGCUCUUCAGUUGGCGAUCCCCACUACAUGACGUUUGAUGGCAAACGUUACGAUUUUAUGGGCCACUGCAUGUAUUAUUUGGUCAAACAUGCCAACUUCAGUAUCAUCGCGGAAAAUAUUCCUUGUACAGGAACAGUUGAAGAGAUGGCCAAUUUGCGCUCAAACUCCGAGUUGCCCUCGUGCACAAAAUCUGCAAUUAUAGAAUACGGUGGACAUAAGAUACACCUUAAUCAAAAUUUUGAAGUUAUAGUCGAUGGGAUUUACAUAAGGGAACUUCCGUUUGCGAUCGAUGGGGUUACAGUUCGCCACGCUUCAUCAACGUUUAUACUAGCCGAACUACCUAUCAAUGUACAGGUGACUUGGGAUGGAAGUAGCCGCUUAUUUGUAGACGGAUCAUCGGCUCUGUAUGGAGAAACAAAGGGGCUCUGCGGAACAUUUAAUAAUAAUAAAGAUGACGAUUUCCUCAUGCCAGAUGGAACCAUAGAAGUAAACGAAGUGCGUUUUGGUAACUCGUGGAAAACGGAUCCGACCUGCGGCGAUGCAAGCGAGAAUGUGGAACACCCAUGCGUCCGAAACCCCAAAAAUAAGGCAGCCGCCCAAAAGAAUUGCAAAAUGAUCAAGUCCAAACUUUUUGCAGAUUGCCAUUGGGAAGUGGACCCUGAAACAUUCUACCAGGAAUGUCUGUUUGAUGUGUGCUCCUGCGAAUUAAAGUUACCGAGAUGCUUCUGUCCAAUGAUAGCGUCGUAUGCAGCCGAAUGUGCGAGAAAGGGGGUCGAUGUUGAGUGGAGAACAAAGGUGAAAGGGUGUGGGGUGCAGUGCAAAUCGGGACAGGUGUAUCAAGCUUGCGGAAAUCCGUGCGCACGUAGCUGCCCUCAAAUAGCAAAACAGGAGGAAUGCCAACCAGAAUGCGUCGAAGGAUGUAAUUGUCCCGUCGGCCAAGCCUUGAACCAGCAAGGCACGUGCGUACCGAUUGCGUCUUGCGAGUGCGAAAUGGAUGGAGCCAUCUUUCCAGCGGGUCACGUCGAAACAAAAAAUCUUGAAGAUACUCUGCUUUCUUGUACAUGUGAGAAUGCUUUGUGGUCAUGCAAACCCAUACCGCGCACCGAAAUAUUCACACUUUCUCUGAAAGAGACGUGCUCGCUCGACGAUAAGAAGUAUACCUUAUGCGCAGCAACUGAGCCAGUGACUUGCAAAAAUAUGCACAAAGAGAUUGCUCCCCCUCCCAAAGAGACUUGCAAGGAAGGAUGUGAGUGUCCACCUGGUCGUGUUCUCGGUGAAGACAAUGAAACAUGCGUGCAACCCACCGACUGCCCUUGUUUCUACGGUGGGCAAAGUCAUGAAGAAGGUCAUGUCGUUAAGGAUGAAUGCAAUUCUUGCACUUGUAAGGAUAACAAAUGGAUUUGUACCGAUAAUAAAUGUCCGGGAUUAUGCAGCGUUUGGGGUAAUUCCCACUUUAAGACAUUCGAUGGUAAAGAGUUCGAUUACCAAGGGCAGUGCGACUAUGUUUUAACUAUGGGUGAGGUGGAGAAAGUCGGAAGUUUUCAAGUGAACAUACAGAACGAACCUUGCGGGUCUAGCGUUAGCUGUUUGAAAUCUGUUACCAUUUCAAUUAAUGAUGGAAACGGCGAAGAAACUGUGGUGCUAAGUAGUGGAAGUCCAAUUCCUGACGCGUCCUCGAACAAACAAAUACAUCUCCACGAUCUAAGUCACUACGUAAUUGCCAACCUGCCCAAAUUUGGCGUGAUGAUAACGUGGGAUAAAGGAAAUCGUGUAUAUGUAUCGCUAGAACCCGAGCUGCACGAUAAGGUGAAAGGAUUGUGCGGAAAUUUCAACGAUUACAGGCCAGAUGACUUCAAAAACCCCGAAGGAGUGCUUGAAGAUUCAACGGAAAAGUUUGGCGACUCUUGGAGUUUACAACCACAAUGUCCUACAGCGGAAAAAAUCACCGACACGUGCGAGAACAAAUCUAGCCGAAAGAAGUGGGCUAAUAAAAUAUGCGAAUUAUUAAAUUCCGCUCCUUUCUCCCUUUGCCAUGACAAAGUUUCGGUGGGGCCUUACGUAAAAAAAUGCAUAUUCGACGCUUGUGGAUGUGAUGAAGGCGGCGACAGUCAUUGCGUGUGCACAGCCUUCGCGGCUUACGCAUAUGAAUGUAACAGAAACGGAAUUUCCAUACAUUGGAGAACUCCAACCUUAUGCCCAAUGCAAUGUGACUCUACAUGCUCACAUUACGACCCUUGCAUUAGCAUAUGUCCCUCUAAAGAUGAUGUAAGUCCGUACGUUUACAAGAAGCAGAGCCAUUUGUGUGGAAAAAAAGACGUAUGUCUCGAAGGGUGCAAAGCAAGAUCAUGUUCCGCUCUGGCAACCGUAAAACUGCCUUGUAUGGUCAUUGAAGGAAAGGUAUUCUACGAAGGUGAUCUAAUAGAGGAGAGCGAAUGUCGCGCGUGUCACUGCUGGGGUGGUAAAAAGGAAUGUCAGUGUAUCGCUGGGAUAUAAAUAUACUUUAGUUUUCUUUAUGGAUAUAGGUACUUUUACCUUUAUAUAACGAAAAUAAAUUAAUUAGAUUUA